Molecule: messenger RNA, 654 nt
Organism: Adineta steineri
Lineage: Eukaryota; Metazoa; Rotifera; Eurotatoria; Adinetida; Adinetidae
Source: the annotation of a GenBank genome assembly
AUGUUACGAAAACGUUUGAUUGAUCAACUGAGUGUAUCAGAUUCUUGUGAAGAGUCAUUAAUAUUAGAAUUUAAAAAUAAAUGUGGUUAUGAAUAUACAUCAAAACUUGAACAAAUGAUUCAAGAUAUUCAUUUAAGCGACGAUUUAACUAAACAAUAUCGAACUUAUGAGAAAAAUAUAUAUGGAAAUGAAAAUAAAUUGAUUUGGACAAUUGAACAAAUUCAAGACAAAACACAUAUUCAGUCGGAAUUAUUAUCAGACAUUCUCUCAGGCUUGUUGAAAAGUAAAUUAUUAAUAUCUGACGAUCCUCUUACAUUGAAUAGUCGAAUUAAACUAGCAGAAAAUUUCAUAAGUGAUAAAACUCGAUUGAAUUUAAAUCUUCCAUUCAGACCGAACGAACAAAAAGAUCGAAGUCAUCUAGUAAAAACAACGAUUGAUGAACGUCAAAUGGUUAUUCAAGCUGCUCUCGUUCGAAUAAUGAAAAGAGAACGAACACUAAAACAUUCAUUAUUAAUACAAGAAGUUAUUCAACAAUUAACUUCAAGUUUUAAACCAGAUAUAUCUUUGAUCAAAAAGUAUAUUGAAAUAUUAAUUGAAAAAGAAUAUUUUCAAAGAGAUUCAAACAAUAAAGAUACUUUACAUUAUUUGGCUUGA